Spirometra erinaceieuropaei is the source of this 294-nucleotide messenger RNA. The record is from the annotation of a GenBank genome assembly. Lineage: Eukaryota; Metazoa; Platyhelminthes; Cestoda; Diphyllobothriidea; Diphyllobothriidae.
AUGGUCUCCUUCGAUGUGACGUCGCUAUUCACAUCCAUCCCACCAAACGUGGCCCGCGAAGUCUUGCGCAAGAGGCUUGAAGAGGCGUACGAUAAGACUCAGAAUGCCCUCAAAAUUGAACACCUCAUGAGGCUGCUUGAAUUUUGCCAACAAACUUUCUUCACUUUUGCGGGAGAUACCUAUGAACAAAUCAAGGGAACCCCCAUGGGCUCACCGGUCUCCGGUUUGGUGGCAGAACUGGUCCUACAGGAGUUGGAAAAGAUUGCCUCCCUCCAAUAUGAACCGGUGUUUUGA